Xiphophorus hellerii (green swordtail) is the source of this 5891-nucleotide messenger RNA. RefSeq lists its product as uncharacterized. Gene Ontology annotation, molecular function: GTP binding. The transcript has 11 exons. The record is from RefSeq and is a predicted model, not a curated record. Lineage: Eukaryota; Metazoa; Chordata; Actinopteri; Cyprinodontiformes; Poeciliidae.
GACACGUCGGAAGAGUGAAGUUAAUGAAAUGGCUGCUUCAGCUGAUAUUUUCAAAUUAGCACAAAGCCAUCCUGCUGCAGAGUUGAGGAUUGUUUUGAUAGGAGGAAGGUUAAAUGGAAGUCUCAGUGGUAAAAGUUCAGCUGGAAACAUUAUCCUGGGUCAAAAUGUUUUUGACACCAGCAGAAGAACAGCUCAGAGUGAAGCGAGGCAGCAGGAAGUGUUCGGCAGACUAGUCACAGUGGUUGAUACUCCAGGAUGGUGGUGGAUUUGGCCUAAAGAAGAAACUCCAAAACUGGAUCAGAUAGAAAUCCAGAACAGUGUCCAUCUGUGUCCACCAGGACCUCAUGUCUUUCUUCUGGUCAUUCAUUAUGAUUUAUAUUUACCACAGUGGGUCAAAUCAUCACUAAAGAAGCACCUGAAACUUUUCAAUGCAGAUGUUUUCAGUCACACCAUCGUGCUGAUCACUGCAGUCGCUCCAUGUAGUGACGAAGAGGUUGAGUCAAGAAUCAACACAAGUCCAACCCUUCAGUGGAUUCUUCAACAAUGUGAAGACAGAAAACAUUUUCUCAACAUCAGUGACAGAGACGAUAGAGAUCAAGUUGAGAUCUUGUUAGAGAAAAUUGAGACCCUGGUUAUAAUCAAUGGAGACAGACACUGUUCUGUUGACAGAAGUCAAGGAAAAACUCUGAGAAAAGAAAUGACAGAUUUGACUGAAAGAGGCUCAAAAAGGUUUGAUCAAGUCCAGAAACAAAGAAGCAAACUCAAAGAACUAAUUAAAGGUGGAAAAGUCCCUCCAAACCUUUUGAGAAUAUUGAUGAUUGGAGAUUCACUGGCUGGCAAAAGCUCAACAGGAAACACCAUCCUUGGAACAAAGGCUUUUGAUGUUAAUAAAAAUGGAAGAACAACAACCCACAGUGAAAUCAGACACAGUGUGGUUGAAGGAAGGCGGCUCACAGUGGUCGAUUCUCCUGGAUGGUUCUGCAUCAACACCCUUCAGGAAACCAGUGAGAUGGAUAAACUGGAAAUAGAGAACAGUGUGAAUCUGUGUCCUCCAGGACCACAUGCUGUGCUGCUGGUUAUUCCUCUGAUAAUCAACAUUGAUGAAUCAUAUCUGAGAUCUGUUCAGGAACACAUGAGUCUGUUUAGAAAAGACAUCUGGAAACAUACACUUCUUGUGUUUACCUAUGGAGACUGGCUAGGAGUGAAGACUGUAGAGGAGCGCAUAGAGAGUGAGGAAGGUCUGCAGUGGAUAGUGAACAAGUGUGAGAACAGGUAUCAUGUCCUGAACAACAAGGACCACAGUGAUAAGACUCAGGUAAAGGAACUCCUGGAGAAGAUUGAAGAGAUGUGGGCAGGAAAUGAAGAUCCUUGUUAUGAAGUGGAGCUGGACCGAGCAACACAGCUAGAAACCAAGAGAGAGACUGGAGACAAGAUGGUCAAAAGGUUGAAGAAGAUCAAUGAGAGACAGUCAAGAGUAAUGAAAGAGGUGAUUGGAGGUGAGAGACAUCCAAUCACAGACAUCGGGAUUGUUCUUGUUGGUCAGAAAUGUUCAGGGAAAAGUGAAGUUGGAAACAUGAUUCUGUUCAAUGAAAAAUUUAAAAUGACCUUUGAGAGAGCUUGGUUGAAAAAGACCUACCAAGAUCACAAAUUUGCAACAUGUGUAAAACACGAAGGAAUGUUUGAAAGAGUAAAAGUCUCAGUUGUGGAAACACCAGGCUGGUUCUCAGACCCAACACCACCGGACUGGAUCAAAGAUGAAGUUCUCCACAGUGUCUCCAUGUGUUCUCCUGGACCUCAUGUUUUUCUCCUGCUUGUUCCCAUCCUCAGAUCUUUCACAGAGAAAGAUCUCAAAGCUCUGGUGGAGAUCUUGAAGCCAUUAACAGAGAGAGUGUGGAGACACUGCAUGGUGCUGUUUACCUGGGGACACUGGCUCAAUGAUCUCCCUGUAGAGAAUUACAUCGUCAGAGAGGGAAAGGAGCUCCAGGAGCUUCUGGAGAAAUGUGGGAACAGAUACCAUGUUCUAAACCCCAAUCGAUAUGGUGAUGCUGUUCAAGUUGAAGAGCUGUUCCAAAAAAUUAUUAACAUGGUAAAACAAAACAAGGGAUGCUUUACAGCUGAAAGUAAACACAAUACAUUUCUCAGUUUCCUUUUGCCACCAAAACAAUAGACACUUACAGAACAAGAAUGGAGCAGGACAGAACAGGAUCUAAUAGAGCGAGUGAUGAGAGCUUUAGCAAAGGAACCAGAAGAACCAACAGAUCCUCACGUGAAAACAGCAGAGAGCAAAGAAGACGGUCCUAACAGAACAGGUUUUGUGAGAACAAACAACAAGCAGAAACGUCGACAGAGUGAAUCUAACAAGAUGGCUGCUUCAACUGACAUUUCCAACUCAGCACAAAGUCACCUUGAUACAGAGUUGAGGAUUGUAUUGAUUGGAGGAAGAUAUGACGACCCUCUCAGUGGUAAAAGCUCUGCUGGAAAUAUCAUUCUGGGUCAAAAUGUUUUUGACACCAGCAGAAGAACAGCUCAGAGUGAAGCGAGGCAGCAGGAAGUGUUCGGCAGACGAGUCACAGUGGUUGAUACUCCAGGAUGGUGGUGGCUUUGGCCCAAAGAAGAAACUCCAAAACUGGAUCACAUAGAAAUCCAGAACAGUGUCCAUCUGUGUCCACCAGGACCUCAUGUCUUUCUUCUGGUCAUUCCUACUGGUUUAUAUUUACAUCAGAAAGUCAAAGCAUCACUACAGCAGCACUUGGAGCUUUUCAAUACAAAUGUUUUCAGUCACACCAUCGUGCUGUUCACUGCAGUCGCUCCAUGUAGUGAUGAAAAGAUAGAAUCUAUAAUCAGAAGAAGACCAGCCCUGCAGUGGAUUCUUCAACAAUGUGGAAACAGAAAACAUUUUCUCAACAUCAGUAACAGAGAAGAUAGAGAUCAAGUAAAGAAGCUUUUACAGAAAAUUGAGACCCUAAUUACAAUCAAUGGAAGCAGACACUGUUCUGUUGACAGAAGUCAAGGAGAAGCUCUGAGAAAAGAAAUGACAGAUUUAAUCGAAAGAGGCUCAAAAAGGUUUGAUCAAGUCCAGAAACAAAGAAAGAAACUGAAGCUACAGAUUGAAGGUGGGAAAAUUCCUCCAAAUUAUUUAAGAAUAGUGAUGAUUGGAGAGUCAUGUGCUGGCAAAAGCUCAACAGGAAACCACAUUCUAGGAAAAAAGAUGUUUAAUGUUAAUGAAAACAUUGACAGAAGAACAACCCACAGUGAAAUCAGCCACAGUGUGGUUGAAGGAAGGCGGCUCACAGUGGUCGAUUCUCCUGGAUGGUUCUACAUCAACACCCUUCAGGAAACCAGUGAGAUGGAUAAACUGGAAAUAGAGAACAGUGUGAAUCUGUGUCCUCCAGGACCACAUGCUGUGCUGCCGGUUAUUGAUCUCUCAAUCCACAUUGAUGAAUCAUAUCUGAGAUCUAUCCAGGAACAUAUGAGUCUGUUUAGAGAAGAAAUCUGGAAACACACACUUGUUCUGUUUACCUAUGGAGACUGGUUAGGAGUGAAGACUGUAGAGGAGCGCAUAGAGAGUGAUGAAGGUCUGCAGUGGAUAGUGAACAAGUGUGAGAACAGGUAUCAUGUCCUGAACAACAAGGACCACAGUGAUAAGACUCAGGUAAAGGAACUACUGGAGAAGAUUGAAGAGAUGUGGGCAGGAAAUGAAAAGUCUUACUAUGAAGUGGAGCUGGACCGAGCAACACAGCUAGAAACCAAGAGAGAGACUGGAGACAAGAUGGCCAAAAGGUUGAAGAAGCUCAAUGAGAGAAAGACAAGAGUCCUGAAAGAGCUGUUUGAAGGUGAGAGACAUCCAAUCACUGACAUCAGGAUUGUUCUUGUUGGCCAGAAAUGUUCAGGAAAAAGUGAAGCUGGAAACAUGAUUCUGUUCAAUGAAAAAUUUAAAAUGACCUUUGAGAGAGCUUGGUUGAAAAAGAACCAACAAGAUCAGAGAGAAACUUCAACAUGUGUAAAACACGAAGGAAUGUUUGAUGGAGUAAAAGUCUCAGUUGUUGAAACACCAGGCUGGUUCUCAGACCCAACACCACCGGACUGGAUCAAAGAUGAAGUUCUCCACAGUGUCUCCAUGUGUUCUCCUGGACUUCAUGUUUUUCUCCUGCUUGUUCCCAUCCUCAGAUCCUUCACAGAGAAAGAUCACAAAGCUCUGGUGGAGAUCUUGAAGCCGUUAACAGAGAGAGUGUGGAGACACUGCAUGGUGCUGUUUACCUGGGGAGACUGGCUCAAUGAUCUCCCUGUAGAGAAUUACAUCGUCAGAGAGGGAAAGGAGCUCCAGGAGCUUCUGGAGAAAUGUGGAAACAGAUACCAUGUUAUAAACCCUAUGAGAUCUGAUUGUUCUGUUCAAGUCAAAGAGCUUUUCCAAAAAAUCAUUAACAUGGAAAAACAAAACAAAGAAUGCUUCACAAUUAAAGGCAAAGAUCAUAAACUUCAGAUUUUACCUUGGCAAGCAAAACAGAUAGAAAAUGAGUGGAGCAGGAGAGAACAGGAACUGAUAAAGCGAAUGAUGAAAGCUUUAGCAAAGGAACCAGAAGAACAAACAGUGCUUCAUGUGAGAACAGCAUGGAGCAAAGAAGAAGGUCCUGACAUGAGUGGAGAUGUUGCCUCAGAAUAUGGGAGCAUUUCAGAGAACAGGAGACGACGAGCGCAUGACCACGUGGCUGAAUGGCUGACUAGCAGAGUGAGAGAGUCAGAGAUCAGCUCUAGGAUCAGCAGCAUUUCUUCCUCAAACACUUACAUGGGAAACUUAGAGGAAAAUUUUGAAAUUGAUUAAAGUCAACAUUCAAAUUUAGCAAAAGAACAAAGCACUAACUUAUCUCAUGAGUUUCUAAAAAUCACCAAACAUUUAAAUAAGUGUUUUAGCUACUUAGAAAAAAAGAUGGAUACUGACACUAAAAGAGUAGUAUUCAAGAAGUUUUAAAAAUUUUUUCUGAUAUAUAAACAUUUUAGGUAUUUCAAUAAAUAUUAACACUUAAAUAUUUUAAUUAGUUUUUAUCAUGCUUAUAUAAAUCUCAUGUUUCUUCUUCUGCAUUAUUAAUUUUGUUUAAAGGUUUAUUUUGUUUUACUAAACCAGCAUUGCGGAGGAAAAGUAAGGAAUAGUUGAUAAACAAUAAAAUUAUUACUUAUUCAUUAAUACAUGGACUCCAUGCUGUAUACCUUGAUUUUAUGGUUUGCACCUUCCAUUAGAUUUUCAUGUAACCUACUAGAAGAUAUAUAUACAACUUUCAUCCUGAUGUGUUCUGCAAAGCUUGAUGAUUAAAGUUUAAAAAGUUUAGUAGAUUUAAAUAUUAGAUCCUUAAAGGGUUAGGUGAAAUGUUAUUUUAAGACAAAGUAGAAGGAGGAACUGGUUCUGAGAUUAGCUUUAGAGCCACGAUGUUUCCAUCUGCUUGAGUUUUUCUAACAAAGAAUUUUUCAGGUUUGGAUUCUUUUAAGCCUUAAUUUAAUUGUUUUAAAUCACUCCUUAUUAAUAUGACCAGUGAUAACAUAAGCAUGUAAGGAACAAAUGAGAUAUCAAAAAUCUUCUUUGGUUUGAUACAAAUUCUUAAAACUGAAAUUAAAUUUGUUAAUUAUUUGAAUGUUUGUUCUUAGUGAACUAUAAAUUAUAAACUAACAAGAUGAAAUAAACAUCCUGAAAGUCGAGUACUGACAAUAAUAAUGUGUGUUUUUGAAGUGCAACAACAACUAAAACCCCUCUUAAGUAACUUCAGAUUACUAAAACAUUACACAGAUGAAGACCAGGCCUUAAUCUACAGAAUAAAAACUAUUAGUAUAAAAAGAUUGUUUUUGAAAUUAUUUUUGGAUGAUUAUUCUGUCAUACUUUCAAAUAAAUGUGCUCUUCUUGCCAA